AUGGAAUAUGGUGACGGAAACGCGACAAGAGAUGACUGCAUAGCCAUGAUCCGGCUUCUCGUCAAGCCGGAUUGCGGGGUAGCAGCCCGGGAUGGCAGCGAUGGCGAUGGCGCCGGGAUUUCGGCGCGACUUGUCCUGCUGUGCCCUGUAGGACAACGGCAAAUUGAAGCGUGCUUCAGAUUGAAGAGCAUGUGGGCUGGUGCUCGUCUCGAGAUCCCUGAAGAGGCAAUGAUCUCGGUGUUUGAGAUGAGCAACGGUCAAAAACAUGCCCCAGCAUUUCAGCAUUGA
This is a messenger RNA of Pyricularia pennisetigena, 288 nucleotides long. RefSeq lists its product as uncharacterized. The coding region runs from base 1 to 288 and encodes 95 amino acids. The transcript is spliced from 2 exons. Lineage: Eukaryota; Fungi; Ascomycota; Sordariomycetes; Magnaporthales; Pyriculariaceae. The record is from RefSeq and is a predicted model, not a curated record.